CUUGUUAUGCAGGUCAAUAGCUUUGACAUAAGCAACGUGUCUCACAACCACGCUCGAGCUGUGCUUUCCCAGCCUUGCUCGGUGCUGCACCUGACGGUGCUGAGGGAGAGGCGGUUCGGCAGCCGCACGCACAACCACGCGGACACCACCAGCUCCUCACGGGAGGACAGCUUUCAGGUGACGCUGCAUAAACGUGACUCCAGCGAGCAGCUUGGCAUUAAACUUGUACGCAGAACAGACGAGCCAGGAGUUUUUAUUCUCGACCUUUUGGAAGGGGGCUUGGCUGCUCAAGACGGCCGGCUCUGCAGCAACGACCGCGUGCUGGCAAUCAAUGGACACGACUUGAAGCAUGGGACACCCGAGCUUGCUGCUCAGGUUAUACAGGCUAGUGGGGAGAGAGUGAAUUUGAUCAUCUCUAGACCCCUGAAGUCACAGACGGUCAGUAUUAUCCGAGACACGGGGACUCACAACAGCAACUCACACCAGCACCAGUCCCAGCAGCUCUUCCACAGCAGACCCAACUCACAUAAGGAUCUCUCCCAGUGUGUUACAUGCCAAGAAAAGCACAUUACUGUGAAAAAAGAGCCACAUGAAUCUCUGGGAAUGACAGUGGCAGGAGGCAGAGGCAGCAAAAGUGGCGAACUGCCCAUCUUUGUGACAAGUGUACAGCCUCACGGGUGUUUGGCAAGAGACGGCAGGAUUAAACGAGGUGAUGUGCUCCUGAACAUCAAUGGCAUUGAUUUGACUAACCUCAGUCACAGCGAGGCGGUGGCCAUGCUCAAAGCUAGUGCUGCCUCUUCAGUAGUCGCCCUGAAAGCCCUGGAAGUCCAGAUUGUAGAAGAACAGCCCCAGGCUAAUGAAGAACAAUUGAGUACCAUCAGUGAGAAUGAAUAUGAUGCCAGCUGGUCGCCAUCCUGGGUCAUGUGGCUGGGACUUCCAAGCUGCCUACAUAGCUGCCAUGACGUAGUGCUGCGGCGGAGCAAUUUAGGGAGCUGGGGUUUCAGCAUCGUCGGUGGCUACGAGGAGAACCACACAAAUCAGCCUUUCUUCAUUAAAACGAUUGUUCUUGGAACUCCUGCCUACUUUGAUGGAAGAUUAAAGUGUGGUGAUAUGAUUGUUGCUGUAAAUGGACUAUCCACGGUUGGAAUGAGCCAUUCUGCACUCGUUCCCAUGCUGAAGGAGCAGAGGAACAAAGUGACUUUAACGGUGAUUUGCUGGCCUGGAAGCCUCAUCUAGAUUUGUGAAUCGCUUUGGUUCAAGCAGCUUCUUUUUCUCGAUAGCUGGCACAAAAAUCUCCUCUAUCUUUUCUUCCCUAUUGAUACAGCUGGUUAUAAGCAGGGCCAAAACUGCUGUAUUUCCUUUUUUACAGGCCUCUUGGACUCACUGUGUAUCUUUCCAUCCCAAAAUAGCCAUUUCUGUUUGCUACAUUUGCAAAUGCAAAUAUACAGGAGCUCACA
Molecule: messenger RNA, 1457 nt
Organism: Eurypyga helias (sunbittern)
Lineage: Eukaryota; Metazoa; Chordata; Aves; Eurypygiformes; Eurypygidae
Gene: LNX2
Product: ligand of numb-protein X 2
Exons: 6
Molecular function (GO): protein binding; ubiquitin-protein transferase activity
Source: RefSeq, a predicted model, not a curated record